Molecule: messenger RNA, 646 nt
Organism: Mesoplodon densirostris (Blainville's beaked whale)
Lineage: Eukaryota; Metazoa; Chordata; Mammalia; Artiodactyla; Ziphiidae
Product: tubulin alpha-1C chain-like
Exons: 2
Coding region: 16-546 (176 amino acids)
Biological process (GO): mitotic cell cycle; microtubule cytoskeleton organization
Cellular component (GO): cytoplasm; microtubule
Molecular function (GO): structural constituent of cytoskeleton; GTP binding
Source: RefSeq, a predicted model, not a curated record
CUACAAGUCUCAGUCAUGCAUGAGUGCAUCUCCAUCCAUGUUGGCCAGGCUGGUGUCCAGAUCAGCAAUUUCUGCUGGGAGCUCUACUGCCUGGAACAUGGCAUCCAGCCUGAUGACCAGAUGCCAAGUGACAAGACCACUGGGGGAGGAGAUGACUCCUUCAGCACCUUCUUCAGUGAGACAGAGCAUGUGCCCAGGGCAGCGUUUGUAGACCUGGAACCCACAAUCACUGAUGAAGUUUGCACUGGCACCUACCACCAGCUCUUCCACCCUGAGCAGAUCGUCACAGGCAAGGAAGAUGCUGCCAAUAACUAUUCCCAAGGUCACUACACCAUGGGCAAGGAGAUCAUUGACCUUAAGGCUCACCUGGACCACAAGUUUGACCUGAUGUAUGUCAAGAGUGCCUUUGUUCACUGGUAUGUGGGUGAGGGCAUGGAGGAAAGAGAGUUUUCUGAGGCCCGUGAGUACAUGGCUGCCCUUGAGAAGGAGUAUGAGGAGGCUGGAGCGGAUAGUGCUGAGGGAGAGGAUGAGGGUAAAGAUUAUUAACCUGUCUGCUGCAAUUUUACACUCUUGUCUUGGGACUGUCUUAUUUGUGUUCUGUGGAGCUGCCCAUUGUGGCCCUAUCUUGUCAAUAAAAGUGAUAUUU